Fundulus heteroclitus (mummichog) is the source of this 2027-nucleotide messenger RNA. RefSeq lists its product as uncharacterized. Gene Ontology annotation, biological process: proteolysis. NCBI's taxonomy places the organism in Eukaryota, Metazoa, Chordata, Actinopteri, Cyprinodontiformes, Fundulidae. The transcript has 3 exons. Gene Ontology annotation, molecular function: aspartic-type endopeptidase activity. The coding region runs from base 1 to 1935 and encodes 644 amino acids. The record is from RefSeq and is a predicted model, not a curated record.
AUGUCCACAUCUGAUGGCCUGCCCAGCUCCAGACAGCCGAUCGCUGUCUCUGGUGGACCUCCACCGGCUUCUUUUGCUGUGGCCGUUAAGAUUCCGGAUUUCUGGCUACAUGAUCCGCAAUCAUGGUUCUUCCACGUCGAAGCACAGUUUGCUCUUCGUGGGAUCACAUUGGACGACACAAAGUACCACUAUGUGGUUUCGGCGCUGGAUCCACCAUCCACCAGGCGCGCAAUGAGCCUGCUUCGCAACCCUCCCGCGGACGGAAAGUACAGCGCGCUCAAACACCUGCUUCUCCGCCGUUACUCCCUGUCUGACGCAGAACGCGCCGAAAAGCUGCUUUCUCUCUCGGGGUUAGGAGAUGGCUCAGCUUUGGAGCUCAUGGAAAGUAUGCUGUCCUUGCUGGGUGACGACGAAGGCGGUUUUCUUUUCAUCCACCUGUUCCUGCGACAACUCCCGGCUCCGGUGCGGAUCGCUCUGGCUAACUCGUCCCUGCUGCGGGAGAAGGAUUUCCGCUCACUGGCUGAAAAAGCUGAUCCCUUUGCCGGCUUCAGCGGUCGAUCAGCCAUCGGUGAUGGCAGCGAUCGCCACCAGGAAACGCCAGAAGCCGGCUCUUUGUGUCUACCAUCAGCGCUUCGGCGUCAGGGCGCGGCGCUGCCUCCCGCCCUGCAGCUUCAAGCCGCCGGGAAACGACCAAGCCGACGCCUGCUAGCAGCCGCGGCCGUUGGCGAUAAGGAGAGGCUGCUCUUUAUUGAGGAUUCGCGAUCGGGGAGACAUUUUCUGGUGGAUUCAGGUUCUCAGAAGAGCCUCGUUCCCCCGGCGGGCCCCGACAGGCUUGCUGAAGGCUGCGGUCCCCAGCUGACCGCCGCUAACGGUUCUCCCAUCAGAACAUUCGGAGAAAGGUUGGUGACUGUCUGUUUCAAUGGACGUGACUUCCAGUGGAACUUUGUAGUAGCAGCGAGCUCUGUCCCCAUCAUAGGGGCUGAUUUCCUCUGUGCUCACGGCCUGCUUGUGGACGUUGCAAACCGGCGUUUAAUUGACGCUGUGUCUUUUUCCUCACUGCCUUGUAUAACGCGAGGAGCUGGGCCAUUAGUACACACUAAUUUUUUAGCUUCAGGGGACGCGUUCCAGCGUUUAUUGUCAGAUUUUCCCUCUCUGACUCUCCCCAAUUUUUCAAACACAGACACAAAGCACGGGAUAGAGCAUUAUAUCCCCACAACUGGCGCUCCAGUGUUUGCGCGCGCGCGCCGCCUUGACGCGGCAAAGCUGGCGGUUGCGCGGGAGGAGUUUGCCAACAUGGAGCGUUUAGGGAUCGUGAGGCGCUCCAACAGCCCCUGGGCGUCACCGUUGCACAUGGUGCCCAAGUCGGACGGCCAGUGGCGGCCUUGUGGGGAUUUCCGUCGUCUAAAUAACGUCACAGAGAAUGACCGUUAUCCUAUCCCCCACAUCCAGGAUUUCUCUGCCCAUCUCUCUGGGGCAUCCAUUUUUUCUAAAGUGGAUUUGGUGCGGGGUUAUCACCAGGUCCCCGUGAGAGCUGAGGACAUCCCUAAAACCGCGGUGAUCACUCCGUUUGGCCUGUUUGAGUUUUUACGCAUGCCAUUCGGCCUUAAAGGUGCAGCUCAAACAUUUCAGCGGUUGAUGGAUUCCGUUCUGCGUGGGUUGUCCUUCGUUUUUGUAUAUUUGGACGACAUCCUUGUGGCCAGCAGCUCGGCCGAACAGCACAUGUCCCACCUACGUCAGGUUUUUCAACGUUUGGCGGCACAUGGCCUGAUUGUCAACCCUGCAAAAUGCCGCUUUACGGUGCGCUCAAACAGAAAAAAGCCACCGACAGCAUCGACUGGGUCCCUGAACGCCUCCAGGCGUUUGGUGGCGCUAAGUCUGCUUUGGCCGAUGCUGCUCUUCUGGCCCACCCUUCCCAGUCAGCUCAGAUCGCUCUGACAACUGAUGCAUCUGACGUGGCUGUGGGGGCGGUUUUGGAGCAGCGUGUCUCUGGUGUUUGGCAGCCGCUUGCCUUUUUCAGCCGUACUUUG